This is a messenger RNA of Bubalus bubalis (water buffalo), 1987 nucleotides long. Its product is annotated as butyrophilin subfamily 1 member A1-like. Gene Ontology annotation, molecular function: protein binding. Bases 613 to 1239 code for a protein of 208 amino acids. The transcript has 4 exons. The record is from RefSeq and is a predicted model, not a curated record. NCBI's taxonomy places the organism in Eukaryota, Metazoa, Chordata, Mammalia, Artiodactyla, Bovidae.
UGAGAUGGAGUUCCCAUUUUUUAUAUAGUAUAUUCUUUCAACUUAAGAAUAGUGUUCAGACUCCAAAGCUGCUGAAUAAGUUCUUCCUUUGUUGAUCUUUCAAACACUUUGCAUAUACUAAUGUCAAGUGUAAUCUUGAUACACUUUACUUGACCAUAAUCUCCAGUAAUCUAAGGUAUAUAAAUAUUUUUACAUGAAUUUGCAUCACUUUUUCUUUCCAAGCAAAAUUAUUAGUUUAUUCAUUUUUAUUUUAACUAUUUAAUAGCUAAUUCAACAAAUUUCUCUUCCUUCAGGGUCUUGAACAUACAUUUUUCAGUCACUCAAAUAAACUUCAUUGAUAUUUUAUACAUAAAUUCUAUGGCUAUUUUCUAAAAUAAUUCUACAUUAUUUUUAGUAUCCUACUACAAGAAUUAUUAAAUCUUCAUGUCCAUUCAUAUCUGAUUAUAUUCUUCAAAUUAUAGUGAAGUUUCCAGAUGGAAUGAACUUUACACAUUUCUUUCAUUGCUUUUGAAAUGGACAUUACUUAGCAAGUUUCAGACACAAAUAUUGACAGAUGUAUGGCGUUACUUGCAUCUUCUUCAUGAUGUUAAGAAAAUCUGUUUAUAUACAUGCAUGAUUGUGUAUUUUCUUUCAGAGAGGAAGAAGGCUCAAUUCAAGUCUGCAUGGAGGGAAAUACCAUUAUAUGCUGACUGGAGGAAAGAAGAGUUCCAGACUGUAAAUCUGACUCUGGAUGCAGCCACCGCCCAUCCUGCCCUCUUCCUGUCUGAAGAGGGGAGAAGAGUAACAUGGCAAGAAACAUGUCAGGAACUUCCCAGCCACCCAGAGAGAUUUGUCUCCGUUCCCUGUGUGCUUGGUCAGCUGCACGUCAGCUCAGGGAGAUACUUCUGGGAGGUGGAGGUUCAGGACGCACAUUCCUGGGACCUGGGAGUUUGUAGGAAUAAUGUAGCAAGGGAGGGGAGGGUCACAGUGUCACCGCAGAAUGGUUUCUGGGCCAUUAGGCUCUAUGACGGGGAGUACUGGGGCCUCACAUCCCCAGAAACUUCUCUUACUCUAAAAGAAAAACUCUGUAGGGUGGGAGUAUUCCUUGAUUAUAGGGCUGGAGAUGUAUCUUUCUAUAACAUGACAGAUGGAUCCCACAUCUACACAUUUUCCAAACAAGCAUUUUAUGGUGGCCUAAGACCACUUUUUAGACUUUGGUCCUCUGACUCAGGCCCUCUGACCAUUGUCCAGAUGGAGUAGAACACAAUGAUGCUGUAAUUCAUAUGCCUAACCUUCCAUGAUGAUUACAAUUCUCCCCACUAGACACAAAUUUAUUUUUUCUUCCUCCUUUACUGAUUUAUUCUCAGUUGAAGCUCUGAUACACAGACUGAUGGUUGUCUCCCAUAUUAACUCUCCCUUCUUCCUAAGUUAUAGGUCCCUCUUCUUAUCACUAUGCCUAUGACAGCCUAGUACAAAAAUUAGAUUUCCUCACAUCCCCUGCUGAAUGUGACUAAAUUAUGACCAGUGCAUUUUAAGAUGAAUUAUUCUGUAUGACUCUUUGGAAAAGACUCUGAUCCUGGGAAAGACAGAGGGCAGAGGAGAAGAGGAUGACAGAGGAUGAAGUGGUUGGAUGGCAUCACUGAUUCAAUGGACAUGAACUUGGGCAGACUCUGGGAGAUGGGGAGGGACAAGGAAGCAUGGAGUGCUACAGUCUGUGGUGUUGUGAAAAGUUGGGCACGGCUUGUCAACUAAACAACAACAUUCAGUAUGAUCUCUGGAAUGUGUUCUUAAAGGAAAAUUAUGUGAUUUUCUUCUUUUCUCUAAUUAUUUGGAUGGCUGGAAUGUGGCAUGAUGGAUGGAACUCUAAGAACAUCUCUGAUCAUGUAAUAAGAUACAGACAGAAAAUAUAUUAAUAGAAUGAGUCUAGAGUUUUGACAGCUUUAUGAAACUACUAUAUGCUCACUUUCUUAAUUACUUCCAGUAAGAAAUAAAUUUUAUAUCUUUAAAC